AUGAAUCCAGACUCGCCGUCGUUUGGCGAACGCAGAGGGCAUCGACUUGCACCUUUGCAGACGAAUUUCAGCCGACCGGCCGCUAAAUCGCAGCGAUUACAACGACCUCGGCCGUCUGAAUAUCCCAGUACCAAUGGAUCAGAAGGUCCAGUUCCGCUCCAGGCUCCGGUUAAACCCCAACGUUCCAAGACGAGUCUGCGCAGUCUCUUUGGUCGUGACAAGUCGCCUGCCCCGGAGCCCAAAUUGGAGGAGAUUGACGAGGCACAGCUGCCGGAACCUCAAACUGCGAUCUCUUCAGAGACCCCAAUGUCGCCUUCUAUCAUGAGCCUCCGCACGAUAGAUACCAACCCUACCAUUACCUCCCCAAAAACGGAACAACGACCUCGCGCAACAUUGAAAACCUCCCGUACCAACCCGUCAGACACCAAAUCCACAUCCCAGGAACAAUACGGUUGGAAGCCUCCUCCAUUGUUCCAAGCCUACCCUCAAUCGACCAAGCACGAGUGUCUCCCGGCGCCUGCUAUUUCCGCCGAUUCCAUCUUGCGCCUGCAUGCGACGACUGCGCGGAGCUCAACUGAAGACAACCCCGCCAAUCCGCUAGAGCAGGACGAAGCGACGGACGCUGCUCGCAAGAAGCGCGAAGAAAAACAACGGAAGCAUCUCCGGACACUAUCGGGUACCAUCAACAAGGUGGAAUGGACUCGCAAAAUAUAUGUUUUGGCAACUGCGGGUUACAUCCUUCAGUAUGCAGGCGAGGGAAAGCACGACCGUCUCCCAGAGAGAAUGUUAAUGCUAGGACCUCAGUCUGUCGCAUUUGCCAGUGACGCUAUCCCUGGGAAACACUGGGUCGUCCAGGUCUCGCAUAACCCUACGGCUGACGAUGACACCGUACCAGAGCCUCCCAAGCCUCGAUUCUCGCGCUUCGGAUUCCACAAGUCGCACACCCGGCGGUUUUCGCGCAACUUUCUUUUGGUCUUUGACAACCCCGAUGCGAUGAUCGAGUGGCUUGCUGCAGUGAGAGCCGAGAUCGAGAAACGGGGAGGGCGCAAAUUCACUCAAGAGAAACACGAUGACGAUACCAUGCCUCAGUUGCGGUCCAAAUCCAGCGUUCGACAAAUGGUGAAGAAAGAUCCGCAUCGCAUCUCCAGCCUGUUCCUCCAACCACAAACUCUCCAAUCACACGCCGAAGACGAUGACGGUCAUUCAGUUAGUGGCGCAACCUGGCAAUCGCGUCGCAGCUCGUUCGUAUCGGUCAAUCGACGCUCAAUCAUUGAAUCUCGCUCCGGAUCGGUAUCGACAGGUCGAACCGAGGCCACGAAUCCUACCAACGGCUCUGCCUCGGUUGGAUCUGACAUGCGUUCCUCAUCAUUUACCUCUUGCAAUAUGCCCAACUCACCGCCAAUAGGGAACGGUGCAUUCAGGCCUGACGAGCCUCUACCCGAGGAGCUUGACCGAAACUAUGCGCGCAAUCCACCCUCUUCCAGCAAUGGUAAACGCCAGUCCUUGUACAUGUCCUCGCCACCUCAGCCUCCGCCCAUUGCCGAUUACACAGAGUAUUUGCAAUCGGGUUAUCCAUCGCCUGUGGCGGAGACUCCGAUCCGUUGUGCUUCACCCCCAGCGCCAAAUUUCAGUGUGCCAGUGUUUAGCAAGAAGUUUGUCCCUAGGUCUGGGCCAACUCCGGUCUCUCAUGCCUCUCCCCCUUCAUCACAUCACGGGUUUGCGCGACCGGAGACCGAGCCAAAAAUGUCCACAUUUGCCUCGCCUCCGCAGUCUCCGACGUUCAGCGUGGCUAGCUCCCGCCAUACAGAUUCAUCGGAGCCCAGACGUGUACUGCGCGCGUCGAAUUCCGAGGAUGCUCUGACCAAGACAGUCCGAUCUGCGCAGAACCAUAAGUUCUGCCGCCAACCACUGACAGCGCCGCCUACGGGGCCUUUGCCCGAUCCCAGGGCUUCUUCCCGUCCCGUCAGCCAGCUUGGCCGCCCUCGCAUGUGUCCAAAAUCCAGCAGUGGGAGUCCUGCUCCAACCGUCCCUCUGCCCGAUCCGACUACACGCAACCGAGUUUCUACUCUUUAUGCUGAGGACAACGUUGUUCCGAACAUGUUGCGCCGCAAGAGUAUGCCGGGUCUGGGUUUAUCCAUUGGACCUCCGUCUGCACCACCCCCAAACUGUCCGCUGCCUAAACUCCCCUCCCCGGCUCCCCCUGCCAGCACCAUUGCUUCUCCAGAUCCUUCUCCUCCUCCCUCCGCCACCACUACCCCACAGCUGCUAUCACCCUGGUCCGCAACAUCCCCUACAAAACGCUUCUACGGAGCCCAGCCAGUGCAGGAUCAUGUAGACGAUCGACGGAAGAGCGCCAACCUUACAAGCGUUGGUCCGAAGACUGCUCGCCAUUCGAAAUUGGUCAAGGGUCCAUCUUAG
Messenger RNA from Penicillium bovifimosum, 2418 nucleotides. RefSeq names its product peptidase family M20/M25/M40 protein. The record is from RefSeq and is a predicted model, not a curated record. The transcript has a single exon. Bases 1 to 2418 code for a protein of 805 amino acids. NCBI's taxonomy places the organism in Eukaryota, Fungi, Ascomycota, Eurotiomycetes, Eurotiales, Aspergillaceae.